Molecule: messenger RNA, 452 nt
Organism: Camelina sativa (false flax)
Lineage: Eukaryota; Viridiplantae; Streptophyta; Magnoliopsida; Brassicales; Brassicaceae
Source: RefSeq, a predicted model, not a curated record
UCUUCCAUCAUCGAGAUCUCUCUCUUUCCUUUCCUCUCUCUCUCUCUCUCUCUCACAUAACAUGUUUAAGUUUCUGAAAAGCUUCCUCUGCAAGAAAAAGAAGACGACCACCGUUCCCGUUGCCGUUCCCAUUCCGAUCGAGGAUGCAGUAGAUCAGAUAAGGGAGGCGGAGAAGGAAACGCUGGCGAAGAGAAAAAUGUACGAGAGGUUAAGGGAUAAAGCGAAACAAGAUGCUCGGGGAGCUGAAGAUGCAGAAGAUAAGAGGCGUUUCAAUGAAGAUGCUGACUUCUUCGAUCAGCAGAUCACAACUACCCAAAAGACACUCGAUCUGCAGCAGAAAAAGCGACAAGAGGUUCUCAACAGUCACUCCUUUUCUCCAUUGAUCCGAACAUGCGGCAUCGCUGAUUCAGCAGCAUAGUUCGUUUGGGUUUUCAUGGUCUUUCUCUCUGCGU